Mercenaria mercenaria is the source of this 8926-nucleotide messenger RNA. Its product is annotated as sushi, von Willebrand factor type A, EGF and pentraxin domain-containing protein 1-like. Gene Ontology annotation, biological process: response to cytokine; cell surface receptor signaling pathway; leukocyte tethering or rolling. The record is from RefSeq and is a predicted model, not a curated record. Bases 116 to 7399 code for a protein of 2427 amino acids. Gene Ontology annotation, cellular component: membrane; external side of plasma membrane. Gene Ontology annotation, molecular function: sialic acid binding; oligosaccharide binding; G protein-coupled receptor activity. Lineage: Eukaryota; Metazoa; Mollusca; Bivalvia; Venerida; Veneridae. The transcript has 50 exons.
GAGCGUUAUGACAUGAUUUUAAAUCGAUAUUUGAAAGAUUUAAUGAAAAAGUUUGGUUUAUAUGCAGACUAAAUAUUAAAUUGCUGAACUAUAUUGCACCAUAGAAAAAGUAGCAAUGCACUUUUUCUGGAUUUGUUCUGUACUAAUUAUAUAUGGAACCCGUCCUGUAACAGGUGCGAACACCACUGUUAAAACUCCAGCUGUGACAGAUUGUAGUUCUCCUUCUAUAACUAAUGGAAUAGUACAAUUUUCGAACAGUACCUUCAUCGGAUCAGUUGCUACCUUCAUAUGUAAAAAGCAAUACUAUAUCAGUGGUACAUGUGAACAGAACACCACAUCUCAAUGUUUGGCCGGCGGUAAAUGGAGUGUACCGACACCAAGCUGUAUAUCAAAAGGCAAUGGAGUAUCAUUCAACAUCUCUAAAAAUCCAUUCAUCGAAGAAUCAAAUGACAAUAUAGUGAUGAUGUGUUAUUCUACAUUUGAUCUUAGUAAAAUCACCGUCCACCAAAUCGAAUUACGUAGAAAGCUUCCAACUAAAUCAGCAUGGGAUACCAUAGCAACAUUAAACAGUACAAAUAUACUCGCACCAAACCUAUCUAACAAUCUUGCCAUGAAAUCAAAUAUCGUGGGCAACUACAGUUCAGGUGCAAACUUAAAGUUGACUGUCAAUGAAUUAUUUCUUGAUUGUGAUGAUGUAUCGUUAUACCAAUGCUAUAUAUCAUACACGACUGACGAAGGACAGUGUUAUGGGGAGAUAAAUAAACAGUUCAAUGGAUUCUUUUUUCCGAAGAAUGUAAGUCUUGAAGGAAAGAAGAAUGGUGUUUCCCUCGGAAGUUCAAGUAUCACAUAUCCUGCACAGCUUAAAUUAGGUGAUACGCUUGAACUUAAUUGUACAGCACAAAUUGGUAAUGAUAAUAAAAGAACAAUCUCCUGGGAGUCAUCCACCUCUUUAUCGGAUGGCGCAUUAUUACCUGGUGGACCCAACGGAGAAACAACACCAGGAACAGUUGGAAAUUACCAUGACUGUCAAUACACUCGGAGUGCUACAAUAAAUCAUAUAAUAGAUACAACAGACCUUUCAACAGGUAACCGCUCAUUCUCAUGUCUAGUGCAUAUCGAAACACCUGACGGACUUUACACAAGGGAUUUCAAGGCAGACAAUGAAUUGCAUGUGGAAAUUUACUCGACGUGUCCUCGACCACCCCCACCAGCACACGGAUCUAUUGUAUUAAAAGGAGGUACAAGAGAAAAUUCUACGGCAUAUCUGACGUGUGAGCCUGGGUAUUCACGAUCAACAGGGUUUGCUACUUGUACAAGGUCAGGGAAGUGGGACGUUGCAAUGAUAUGUAAUCCAAGCGGCUGCAAGAAAAUAGCUGCACCGUUACAUGGUUCGAUCUUAAACAAAAACAGCACAUUAAUUAACGACACCGCCGAAAUUACAUGCGAUGACGGGUACCAUCUGAAUGGACGAAACAUUUCAGUGUGUCAAGCUAAUGGGACCUGGAGCAAUACAGAUAGUACAUGUGUGACAGGCUGUGAAAAAUUACCAUCCCUGACAAAUGGAAUUAUCACACUGAGCAAUUUCACAAACAUCAACUCAACCGCGUCAUUUUCAUGUUACUAUGGAUACGAAAUGAGAGGAAAUGGUACGUCUACAUGCAAAGAUGGAGGAUGGGAUCACCUACCACCUACGUGCAUUGCAAUAAAAUGUCCAAACCCUUUACCACCUGCAAAUGGCCUUGUCAGUCUCAACAAUGGUAGCACCCGAGUCAACAGCUCAGUAACAUUCUCCUGUUAUCCUGGGUACAAGUUAGUUGGGACAGUAACAACUGAAUGCAUCCUAAAUGCCACAUGGCAGGGCAUUACGCCAUCUUGUAUAGUACAAAAUUGUUUGUUCCCCUCAGUUCCGGAUAAUGGUUAUAUUAGGAACAUGACAAGUUAUGCAGUUAAUUCAACAGCUGUUAUGUCUUGUAACGCAGGAUAUAAUCUAACUGGAAAUGAUACUAUACAGUGUAUGGAAAAUGCAACAUGGAGUACAUUGUCAGCUGUCUGUAGUCUAAUAGAAUGUCCCUUCUUGCAAAGAUUUGUAAAUGGCAGGCUCAACAUCUCCUCUACCAAUAGAUAUGUCAAUAGUACCGCAGAAAUAGUUUGUGACCUUGGAUACAUACUUGAUGGUUCAUUAUCUGUGGAAUGUCAAGAAAAUGGAACGUGGGAUAUAUCAUCCGCAAUAUGUAUUCCUAAAAAUUGCUCUUCACCCCCAGUUCCGGAAAAUGGCUACAUUAGGAUAAUAACAAGUUAUACAGUUAAUUCAACAGCUGUUAUGUCUUGUAACGCGGGAUAUAAUCUAACUGGCAGUGAUACUAUACAGUGUAUGGAAAAUGCGACAUGGAGCCCAUUGUCAGCUGUUUGUAGUCCACUAGAAUGUCCCUUGUUGCAAGCAUUGGUCCACGGCAGGCUCAAUAUCUCCUCUACUAAUAGACAUGUUAACGAUACCGCAGAAGUAGUUUGUGACUUUGGAUAUGUACUAGAUGGAUCAUCAAUUGUAGAAUGUCAAGAAAAUGGAACGUGGGAUAUAUCACCGGCGAUAUGCAUUCCUAAAAAUUGUACAUAUCCACUUGCUCCAAAAAACGGCUACGUCAGGUCUACCACAGGAUUAAGCAUGAAUUCAACAGCUGUAAUAGCCUGCAAUGUAGGAUACAAUCUCACUGGAAACGGUACAAUAAAAUGUACAGAAAAUGCAACAUGGAGUACCCUCUCAGCUCAUUGUUCUUUGAUAGAAUGUUCUGCACAACUCUCGCUGGCACAUGGCUUGCUCAACAUCUCUCUCGGCAAUAGAUAUGUCAACAAUUCAGCAUCAGUACUAUGUGACCUUGGAUAUGUAGUCGGUGAUUCCACAAUGUCAGCGACAUGUACUCAAAACGGAACGUGGGAUAUAUCGUCGAUACUUUGCAUUGCGAAAAAUUGUUCUUCACCACAAGUUCCGAAAAAUGGCCACAUAAGGACAAUAACAAAUCAUGCAGUUAAUUCAACAGCUGUAAUGUCUUGUAACCCAGGAUAUAAUCUGACUGGCAAUGAUACUAUACAGUGUAUGGAAAAUGCGACAUGGAGCCCAUUGUCAGCUGUUUGUAGUCUACUAGAAUGUCCCUUGUUGCUAGCAUUGGCACAUGGCAGGCUCAAUAUCUCCUCCACUAAUAGACAUGUCAACGAUACCGCAGAGGUAGUUUGUGACCUUGGAUAUGUACUUGAUGGUUCAUCAACUGCGGAAUGUCAAGAAAAUGGGACGUGGGAUAUAUCACCGGCGAUAUGCAUUCCUAAAAAUUGUACAUAUCCACUUGCUCCAGAAAACGGCUACGUCAGUUCUACAACAGGAUUAAGCAUGAAUUCAACAGCUGUAAUAGCCUGCAAUGUAGGAUACAAUCUCACUGGAAACGGUACAAUAAAAUGUACAGAAAAUGCAACAUGGAGUACCCUCUCAGCUCAUUGUACUUUGAUAGAAUGUUCUUCACAACUCUCACUGGCACAUGGCUCGCUCAACAUCUCUCUCGGUAAUAGAUAUGUCAACAAUUCAGCAUCAGUACGAUGUGACCUUGGAUAUGUACUCGGUGAUUCAACAAUGUCAGCGAUAUGUACACAAAAUGGAACAUGGGAUAUAUCGUCGAUAUAUUGCAUUCCAAAAAAUUGUACACAGCCAACUCCACCAGAGAAUGGCUUCAUAACAUCUAGAACAGGAUUAAGUGUGAAUUCAACUGCUGUUAUGUCUUGCAAUAAAGGAUACUAUCUUACCGGGAAUAACAAGACAAAAUGUACAUAUAAUGCCACUUGGAGUCCCUUGUCUGCUAAUUGCAGUUUGAUAGAAUGUUCUUCGCCGCCGUUGCUGGUACAUGGUAUGCUGAACAUUUCAAAUGAUCACAGAAAUGUCAAUGAUUCCGCUACAGUAGUUUGUGAUCCCGGAUAUGAAAUAAAGGGCUCAUUAACAGCCGUAUGCACAGAAGACGGAACAUGGGAUACAGCAUUGACAACAUGCAUCCCUACAAAUUGCAGUAUGCCUGUAAAGCCAUUAAAUAGUGUUGUGCAAGUUAUUGACGGAUCUGCAGUAAAUUCCACAGCUAUUGUUACUUGCCAUGAAGGCUAUGAUUGGACUGGAGAGACUGAAAUCAUAUGUCUUGAAAAUGGCCUUUGGAGCGAUAUCAAUGGAACAUGUGCGAUCAAAGAAUGCAAAAGUCCACAAGCUCCAAGAAAUGGUUCUGUUACGACAUCCGCUAGAAGUAUAUUCAAUUCAACAGCCUUUUUCAAGUGUGACGUUGGUUAUUACUUGCACGGAAUGAACUCCAGUACUUGCUCUUCCGAUGGAAAUUGGACAUCUGAAGCGCCAUUAUGUUUGCCAACAGAAUGUCCAAAAUUACCAAAACUAGAUUAUGGAACUGCCGAGCUUUCAAACAGAAAUUUAUAUAAAUCGAUAGGACGGUUCUCUUGUAAUGAAGGGUACCAUCUUGUUGGCUCCAGCGUGACAACGUGUUUAUCAACUGGAAAUUGGACUUUUUCUGUGCCUUUAUGUACACCAAAAGAUUGUACAAAUCCACUUGCUCCAGGAAACGGCUACGUCAGUUCUACAACAGGAACUAGCAUGGGUUCAACAGCUGUAAUAGCCUGCAAUGCAGGAUACAAUCUCACUGGAAACGACACAAUACAAUGUAGAGAAAAUGCAACAUGGAGUUCCCUCUCAGCUCAUUGUACUUUGAUAGAAUGUUCUUUUCUACCGUUGCUGGAACAUGGUAUGCUGAACAUUUCUAAUGGUCAUAGAAAUGUCAAUGACUCCGCUACAGUAGUUUGUGAUCCCGGAUACGAAAUAGAUGGCCCACAAACAGCCGUAUGCACAGAAGACGGAACAUGGGAUACAGCAUUGACAACAUGCAGCCCUAGAAACUGUGGUGUUUGGACCUAUACCAAUUCAAGUUGGGCAGAACUCAGUUUUGUAACAUAUUCUUCAAACACCACUUUCCGGUCGACAGCGAUUAGCUUCUGCAGAGAAGGUUAUCAGAUCAAUUCAACUAUGAGAAGUCUUGCAGCAACGUGCACAUCAAAUGGUACAUGGAGUGUACCAUCGCCACCAUUAUGUGUUGCAGUUGAGUGUCCCCCAAUCAUCGAAACUUCUGAAAACAUUACUAUUAAAUAUAGCAAUGGUAAGAGAAAUCCCGUAAACUCAACAGCAACAUUCGAAUGUCAAGAUCCUGACAGCACUAUUAAUGGUUAUGAGACUGUUACUUGUUUGUCCAGUGGAAAAUGGACUGGGCAAAGUCCUUCUUGUGUCAAAAUUGAGAAACACACCUUGCCCUGUCCAGAUGAAAAGGAUUAUCGUGGAAUGCACUGGAACCGAACAAAACCUGGGAAAAUAGGGACAAUGGGCUGUCCAGAAAAUUAUGCUGGAGAAAUAUCACGGCAAUGUAAUGAAAAAGGAAAGUGGCAGUUACCUGAUUAUAAUUGUGUUAGAAAGGAUAUAGAUAACAUUGAUAAGCAAAUUGAAGCCAUAAAAGAAAAUCCAUCAGAAGAGGUUGUUACAGAAGCGCUAGAUAAACUAAACAACGUAACAAAACCAACAGAGGUAGAAGGCGGUAUAUAUAGUGGCGAGAUUGAGAAAGUGACGUCAAUCUUAGACAAUAUUGCAGCCAUAUCUUUAAGUACUGAAGUGACAAACUCUCAAGCGGAGGCGUUCCUGAGUACAACAAGUAACCUGUUGGACACGAGUAAUACAGAAUCCUGGAAAACAUUAUCUCAGGAAGCAGAGGGUGGAGCCAAAGAAACACAUAAAACAGACGGAGCAGCAAAGAUUCUUGACGUGGUCAGUCGGUAUUCGGACGCCGUUACAGCAUCUCUCAAAAACUCAUCCAACCAAACAACAACAACAGUCGCUGUCAAAAACUUGGUUUUGCACGUGACAAAGAUCGAUGACAAAUCAAAUGGAGUCACGUUCCCGUCAAAAUCAGAGUCUAAAAUUUACAACAUGACAAGUUCUUUCCAUGUACCGAAACAGUCACUUAAAGGAGUGAAACAUGUUUCGAGCGUCCUCUACAAGAAUCUGACAGGAAUAUUGCCUUCUAGGACAAUUUCUGAUGGACAAGAAGAGAAGGACAAUAAACUAAAGAUAAAUUCUGCAGUGGUUUCUGUAAAAAUACAAAACUGGGAACAGAACAAAGACACUUUUCAUAUCAACCUGACAUUAGGUCAUUUUCAGGGAAAAUUCAAUAAUCCUCUAUGUAAUUUCUGGAAUGAAAGUGAGACAGCUUGGGAUAGAAAAGGGUGUAAUUUUACGCCUUCGUCCUCGUCGGAAACAGUAUGUGAAUGCAACCAUCUGACAAAUUUUGCGAUCUUAAUGAGCCCUUGGGAAGAAGAAAAUGUUGACACGAAGGCUAUUGAUAUCAUAUCAACUGUUGGAUGCAGUAUCUCAUUGGCUGCUUUACUCAUUACCAUCAUAGCCCAUAUUGCACUCUGGAGAUAUGUUAAAAGCGACCGUGUUGUGAUUUUAAUACAUCUAUCUAUUUCUCUCGUCAUAUCGUAUGCAAUCUUCCUCGGUGGUGUAGACAGGACGGAAAAUAAGGAUGCGUGUACAGCGGUGGCAGUGUUACUGCAAUAUAUCUAUCUAGUAGUGUUCUUUCUAAUGUUGGCGGAAGGAAUCGAGAUAUCAGUGACCGUCCUGUAUGUUUUUACCACAGCUUCUAGAUUAAAGUGGCUGUUACCGGCUGCAUGGUUGAUCCCGGCUGUUAUUGUUGGUAUAUCUCUAGGAGCUACACAGUUACAAGGAUAUGGAAAUGAACAAUUUUGUUGGUUAUCAGUUGAGGGAGGUCUGAUCUGGGCCUUUGUUGCGCCAGCUCUUACAAUUAUUGUGGUAAACUUUGUGCUUCUGAUUCUCAUUUUACGAGCUGCGUUUGGAGCUUCUACUCUGGCACAAAAAUCGAAAACGGAGAAAACAAAAGCUGGUGUAAAGUGUUUAUGUGUGCUGUUACCGCUCAUGGGUUGCACGUGGGUAAUUGGAAUAUUUUAUGUAAAUAAAGAUAUGGCGUGGAUUCAGUAUGUAUUCGCCGUUUGCAAUAGCCUUCAGGGCUUGGUCAUUUUUCUGUUUCAUUGUGCUUUAAACAAACAGAUACGUUUAGCAAUAGAAAGGCGACGACAGAAGUAUGCUAGCUCUAUGCUAUCGACAGUAUCCAGCACUAAAAGAUUUUCGAUGCCCAGGGCAUCAACAACAUCAUCCGUUUCUGAUCGGAUGGACAUGAGUCAAAGUAUUUCCAGGGAUGAUGCGUCAUUUAAAAACAAGAAUAGUUUUGAGAGAAGCAACUCUGAACGUAACACUUAUGAAAUGAUAUCAAGUAGAAGCCAAGAUUCGUCUCUAUUGCAGAAGCGCUUAUGAUACAAAUAAUGCACUGGCUGAAACUGAAUUUGUUUCUGCUGCCAGGAUUAUCUUGUAUUCGUCUGGAACACAACUAUAAAGCUGAUUUACUGACUUGUAUUUUAUUAAAGUAUUGUGAAAGAAAUACUGAAACAAAAGCAGUGAAAGGCUGAUGACUGAGGGUUUCCUAAGUAGAGUGAUAAAUUUUUGAUUGUUUAAAGUUUAUUUAGGUAAUAGAAGCCGAAUACUGUAAUAUAAUCUAAAUUCAUGGAACAACUGUUUAAUUGCUAAGCAGAGUCAUAAAAUGCUCGUGAAUGACUCGCAAUACAGUUAGUCUAUCAAUGAGGUCGAAUUUGUUUUCUAUUUUAAAGUCUAAUUUUAUUCAUGUCUAUUGAUUGCAAAUAUAAAUAAUAAAGAACGCAUAAAACCUAAAACCCUUAUGCGAAGUCCAGUCGGCAUAAAAAAAAGACUCAGUCUUUAUAAUUCUUCGCCAUGCGUAUUGCUCUAAUAUACUGCUAUAGAAUCCUGUAGUGUAUUUUCCCACAACUACAAGUGAAUGUUCUAAUAUUUUCAUAGAUGAUUCAUGACAUAGCGUAUAUUUACAACGUUCUCUUCUCACAUAACCACCUAAAUCAUUCCCCAAAUUAGUCCUUCAUUAUCUACCUGAAAGUUCUGGAACAAUUUAUCACAGAUAACAUAAAGUCAAACCCUUAUAUACCAGAUUCAAAAUACUGAAAGCUAAUCCUAGCAUUAGCACUAUCAGCUAGGUAGCCAAGGUUCUAUGCAUUUACUGAGCUCUAACUCUUGGAAUACAAAAUGGCCGUAGCUGACUCUAGAAUUUUUCAGGUAGCAAGGUACACUUCGGUUCGAACAUUUUGGGCACGGACAGGGUUACCUGUAGCGAGUCGUAAUAUUGCACUUCCCUAAAGAGCUGGAGCAGGGUGGCCAUUUUAUAAUUUGCCUGCAUGUUUUGUGCUUUCAAUCAAUGACAAAAUCAGUACUCUCAUACAAGAAUAAAGAAACUUAUCAAAACAAAUGUUGUACCCCACCCAUUGAAAAUAACACGCAAAAAUCACAAAAUUAGCACUUUUCAGAUAGCCUGCCACGAUCACGCUGCAAGAAUUAAGUCCAAUUCUUUUGCAAUCAAUUCAAUAGGCCCUACUGAACUACAGGAUAUGAAUGGAAUGGGGGCCCAUCCAGCUCGUUUAUUCACAAAACUUCAAAAAUGUACCUGAGUGUCAAUCAAAAAGCAUGAAACUCUUCAAUGUUUUGAUUUUCCCUCACCGGAAAUGACACAUUAAUCCAUACAAAGCUAGCAGCUGUUAGUUUUACAACUGAAUUCAGAAUUUUACAUGUAUCGGCUGUUUAAAGUUUCUAAAGAAUUAACAAUCAUUGUUUCUCACUGUAAUUUACAGACAUCCAAAAUCACCAUAUUCUAAUUAGUAAAAAUAUUGACGGGGGCCAAAAUUCGAAGUGUACCCUGCUACCUUAAGACUUUUUUUGAGGUUCUUGUUCAUACCUAUACCACUGUAUUCUGGUAAAAGAAUA